AAAAUAGAAAUAAAUACAGAGAACAGAGUCUCUCCGGCGAAUUCGCCUGGGAGCUGUCAUCACGUGUAAUCUAAUGGGUCUUCCUUUGUUGACUUGUAGUACGACACGGGUCCCUUUCUCUUCUUCUUCUUCUUCGUCAUGGUGUAGUGAUCGCAGUUCUAGGCUUUACGAGUCUCCGGCGAGUUCGAGAUCAGAGCUGCGGAAACGCAGCGGGAAGAGAAACAGUCUUUCUUUAGAGAAGUCGAGGGCAGUUAAAGCGUUGUCUUCGGGACAGAGCAGCGGCGAAGUGAUCGACGACGGAGAUACGGCGGCGGCGGCGGCGGCGGCGAGAGGUUUGGCCGUGCCUUCGGGAGACGUAACGACGGUGGGAAGUUUCAGCAGCGGGAGGUUAGCAGGAGCUUCGGGAGAGGUGACAUCCGUCGGGGAGUUUGUCGGUGGAAGCGGCGGAGAUUGGGAUAAGAUCGGUGCUGUUGUUAGGCUGAGUUACGGAGUCGGAAUAUACUGUGGGAUGGCUGUAGCGGGAAGGUUUAUAUGUGAAGUCGCAGGGAUUGAUUACACAGGAGGUUUUAAUGCUUCUUUAGAUGCUAUUAUCGCUGGUCUUGGUUAUGCUUCUCCACCGAUCAUGUCUCUUCUCUUCAUUCUUGAUGAUGAAGUUGUGAAGGUGUCGCCCCACGCUCGUGCCAUUAGAGAUGUUGAAGAUGAGGAGCUUCGUGGCUUCUUCCAUGGAAUGUCAGCUUGGCAGUUUAUCUUAGUAGUUGCUGCUAGUUCAGUUGGAGAGGAGCUCUUCUACCGUGCUGCGUUUCAGGGUGCACUGGCUGAUAUAUUCCUAAGAGGGACAGAUCUCAUCUCAGAUUCUCGAGGAAUGGUCGCUUUGACUGGACUAUUGCCUCCGUUUGUACCGUUUGCUCAAGCAUUUGCAGCCGCUAUUACAGCCGCUCUCACCGGUUCUCUCUACUACAUUGCUGCUUCACCUAAAGAUCCGACUUAUAUAAUGGCACCGGUCUUGAAAACACGUUCUGCCCGUGACGAGCUCAAGAAGUUGUUUGCAGCGUGGUACGAGAGGAGACAGAUGAAGAAAAUCUACUCUCCUCUACUUGAAGGGCUUCUGGGUCUGUACCUUGGCUUUGAAUGGAUUCAGACAAACAAUCUUCUUGCUCCAAUCAUCACACAUGGAAUAUACUCAGCUGUUGUAUUGGGAAAUGGUCUUUGGAAGCUUCACCAUCACCAGCAAAGACUACGCCUACGGGUACAUAAGCUUGAGACUGAAGGUGACGACAAGAACACUAGAUAGAUAAAAAAUAAAUGAAUAAAACACUACCCUUUUGUGUUUAAAGUUUUGUAAAUUGUCUUUUAUGUAUUGACCCUUCAUUGACUUGUACAAAUAGAUAGUAAGAAAAGUGUUUAGAACAAAUAAGAGAGCGGCUAUAGUGAAGCUUUUAUUUUUAUUGUCUUCAAA
Molecule: messenger RNA, 1456 nt
Organism: Raphanus sativus (radish)
Lineage: Eukaryota; Viridiplantae; Streptophyta; Magnoliopsida; Brassicales; Brassicaceae
Exons: 7
Coding region: 74-1291 (405 amino acids)
Biological process (GO): CAAX-box protein processing
Cellular component (GO): membrane
Molecular function (GO): metalloendopeptidase activity
Source: RefSeq, a predicted model, not a curated record